Molecule: messenger RNA, 636 nt
Organism: Suillus bovinus
Lineage: Eukaryota; Fungi; Basidiomycota; Agaricomycetes; Boletales; Suillaceae
Exons: 5
Coding region: 1-636 (211 amino acids)
Source: RefSeq, a predicted model, not a curated record
AUGACCAGGGCAGAGCUAAAUUGUAGUGCAUUGUCAUCAGUCCUCACCUGGGUGACAAUGGUCACUCUGGACAAAUUUGCUGUAGCUGCUGGCAGACAACUGCAACUAGACUGUCAAAAAAGAAAUUGUGGUGUAUUUGGUGUAUUUCAUAAAAUCAUGGAGGCUGUGCAGCGGAAUGUCUUAGACCACACAGUCAAUAUAUGCUCCAUGCUAAACAAUCUAGACGUCAAGCAGUUGGUCCGUGAAACCUUAAUGAAGGUGCCAUGUAAAAACAAGGUCAAGGACCUUGUCGACCAUACAUCUCCCUUGAAGUUCACCUUCAGAAAGGACAAAGAGACUGAGAAGGUCUGGCCGCUUGAGAACGAAGUUGUAUGGGAUAUAGUUAUCAGCGUCAUUUCUGAACUCAAGCUCCAACAACAUGUCAAAAACCUUGACAACCUUUUCUGCAUUGCUGCAGCUGCGGUUUACUGUGCUUCAUGUGAACUCCGGAACAGAAAAAUGGUCGACCUUGUGUUUUCAGCUUCCAACUAUAGACACACGUACAACCAAUUGAUGGACUACAUUAGCAAGCACAUCACCCCUAAUGCAGAAUUAGUGGAGCGAUGGAAAAAUUCCAAGGCUUGUACUACUACUUGA